AUGAUGUUGCCUCGGAUAGCCACCAUGACUGCCGCUAUGGCAGUCAUUGGCCUAGCCGAUGCCCGGUCUGUUCUCAAAAACUUACUCAAAGAGCCUACGAAGACGCCCGAGCAUAGAAAGCAACUAUGCAUACCGCAGGGAGAAGGCGACUGGACCUUCACGUUGAAUGCCAAUGAGAUAGACGUGCCCACCUUCGACGCGGCAAAUCCGUGGCCUGGCCUGGUGGACUAUCGAGCCUUUAUCAUUUACGACAACAACUGUAUUGCUCACGGCGUAUACAGUAGAGGCGAUGGCUCCACUCCCUUUAUCAUUCAAGACAAUUACCUGCCCUAUGUCAUCAUCAUUGACUCGGUCAACCUCAGUAUAGGCGGCUUAUACUAUCGAUUUGAAUACGCCGACGGUCGAUACAGCAUUGGAAACAACCACUGCAAGUGCGAUGACAUGAGUCAUGGGCUUACUGCUGAAGAAGGUUGCAAAUGCGCCUUCCCGCUCCUAGGAGAGCAUCCUACGACUACAGCCGAUCCUCCCACUCCUCCUCCCACGUCCACCUCUACCCCACCGCCUGCGUCAAAGCCCUCCAAGUUCAUAUCACUUUGCGGUCUGGGGUCGAGCCGCUGCUCAGUUGCUCUUGGCUUCAACGAUAUGGGAUGGUUCUACUCCGAUGACGUCGGCACUCUCGAGAGCAUGAAAGCUAUCGUGGAUCAAGCCCGCGCUGCCAAGCCUGACAUCAAAUUUGCCAUUGCCAACGUCCCUCAACGAACAUUCAUCGGCGGCCGCCAGGAUCUCGUCGACAAGACUACGCGGUACAAUGCUGCUCUUAAAGAUGCGAUACCGCAGUGGUCCACCGAAUCUUCGCAGAUUGAGCAUGUUGAUUUUGCUGGCCAUUACGACUGUCAGCCCUCUGGAUGUCCCGAUGGCUAUGAUGGGUUGCAUCCCAAUGGUGUCGGUGAAUAUUCCAUCGCCAAGGCUUUCGCCGAAACUCUGCAUGGCAAGUUUGGCAUCGGUUCUGGCGGCUUGGAUGAUCCCCAAACAUAUCCCAUUCGAAAUGUCAACGUACCUAACAACAUCAAGGCCGAGGGUGUCGCUACCGGCGUAGCCGUAACCUGGGACCCCGUCUUUGGUGCCAUGGGCUAUGACGUUCGUCAGCGCAUUCAGGGCUUUGGUGACUGGGAAGAGGGCCGCACGGGAAGUAAUCGUUUGGAUACGACCUUGACCGUUGCUGGACUGACGUGGGAAUACCAGGUCCGAACGAGCGCCGGUGAUCAUGCCAAGGGCGAGUGGUCUGGCACUGUCUCUGCUGUAUCCCGCAGAGACACACUUCCUCCUCCAGAAACCAUCACUGUCAGCCCCACUGGCUCGGGCAUUGAUAUGUCUUGGAGUGCUGUUGGCGGUGCUGAUCUUUACGAGGUGUUUGCGUGGGAUCAAGACACACCCGGCGCCUGGGUUGGGGGGUAUGGUACGCGCGGCACCAGCAUGAGCAUCCCCGACCUGAAAUCGGGCAGCAGGUACUCUCUCUGGGUUUCUACCUGGGGCAGUCUUGGAGGCGGCCUUCCGGGCGAGGCCCGCGCCGCUCGCGUGGGACAUACCGUGCCCAGUCCUCCCAGCAAUCUUCGCGUCGUCAACAAGGAUGCCACCACCGUCCAGCUGUCAUGGGAUGCCUCCGACGCGGCCUCGUACCAGAUCUUCACUCGUGAGGUCCACAGCAAUGGCGAAUAUUCCAAGGACAACGGCACCGAGGUAACCACUUCUCGAGGAAUUGCUUUCCUGUUUCCUGGCACCUGGAAUUAUGAAUUUUGCGUCGGUGGCAUAAAUGGAAAGUACUCGUCUGCUGGUACUUCCAACUGUGUUGUUCCUGACAAAAUGCCCGGGUAUUAG
Messenger RNA from Akanthomyces muscarius, 1875 nucleotides. RefSeq lists its product as uncharacterized. Gene Ontology annotation, molecular function: protein binding. The record is from RefSeq and is a predicted model, not a curated record. The transcript is spliced from 3 exons. Lineage: Eukaryota; Fungi; Ascomycota; Sordariomycetes; Hypocreales; Cordycipitaceae. The coding region runs from base 1 to 1875 and encodes 624 amino acids.